Messenger RNA from Caenorhabditis remanei, 456 nucleotides. RefSeq lists its product as uncharacterized. The transcript is spliced from 3 exons. Bases 1 to 456 code for a protein of 151 amino acids. The record is from RefSeq and is a predicted model, not a curated record. NCBI's taxonomy places the organism in Eukaryota, Metazoa, Nematoda, Chromadorea, Rhabditida, Rhabditidae.
AUGAAGUACCUUCUCUUAUUUGUCAUUCUCUUCUUUAUAACAUUGCAAGUAUCCGGAGGAUGCCUUGAUGAGUGCGAAUGCCAACCAUUUACAAACCUUGCGCUAGGACGCCUUCAGACUAUUUCCAACAUGUCUUUCACCGAGGGAGCUGGAUGUGUUAAUAAGCUGUUCUGUAAAAACAAUAAUAUAUUAGGUCUAGGUUCUACAUUCUCACGUUCUGAGUUAGACAAACCAGUGGAAAGUGCUCUUGAACCUAUUGACAUACUCCCACCGGAUGAUGUGAAACGGGAGGAAGUUGAGGCGUUCUCGCAGUUCGGAAUUAUUUGUGAAAACGGAACGUGGUAUGCGACAAAAUAUCCAAGAGUUCGUUAUAACCACGGAGGAAUGAUCGGCUUUCCUCCUCCGUUCAGUCAAUACGAUGGGAAAAAAUCUGAAAUUGUUUUCUUUGUUUGGUGA